Messenger RNA from Esox lucius (northern pike), 1615 nucleotides. RefSeq names its product corticotropin releasing hormone binding protein (gene crhbp). NCBI's taxonomy places the organism in Eukaryota, Metazoa, Chordata, Actinopteri, Esociformes, Esocidae. The coding region runs from base 101 to 1066 and encodes 321 amino acids. Gene Ontology annotation, biological process: negative regulation of corticotropin secretion; hormone-mediated signaling pathway; negative regulation of corticotropin-releasing hormone receptor activity. Gene Ontology annotation, molecular function: corticotropin-releasing hormone binding. The transcript has 7 exons. The record is from RefSeq and is a predicted model, not a curated record.
CUUGAGGAGCGCGUAGUGCGUCGUGGUAUAAAAAGGAGCGUGUCUUGGGCUGCGGGACCAGAGUUUCCAACAGAGACUCCAGUGAGAGACAGUGAUUAAUAUGGAGGCGACGUUCCGAGAGCAGCUGUUCUUUAUUGUGUUGUGUCUGUCAGUUCUCAACGGGGACACCAGGUACAUCCAGGAGAAUGAGAUCACACCAGAAGGGUUAUUUUCACUUCUUAAUUCAGAGCUCAAAAGAGAAAUACAAGAUGAAUUAAUUUACAGCCGACCACUCCGGUGCCUGGACAUGGUGGCACUAGAAGGUCAGUUUACCUUCACAGCAGACCGACCCCAGCUCAGCUGUGCGGCUUUCUUCAUCGCGGAGCCGAACCGGGUCAUCACUGUAGAGUAUGACGAUGUUGACAUCGACUGCGGGGGAGGAGACUUCAUCAAGGUGUUUGAUGGCUGGGUGAUGAAAGGAGAGAAGUUUCCGAGUUCCCAGGACCACACCCUGCCUCUAAUGGAACGCUAUGUGGACUACUGUGACUCUGGGACGGCGAGGAGGACCGUGCGGUCAUCUCAGAACGUUGCCAUGGUGUUCUUCCGUGUUCACACUGCCGGGAGCUCCUUCACACUGACCGUCAGGAAACCUGUCAACCCCUUCCCCUGUAAUAUAAUCUCCCAGACACCAGAGGGCAGCUUCACCAUGGUGAUACCUCAGCAGCACAGGAACUGCAGCUUCUCCAUCAUCUACCCAGUGGAGAUCAAGAUUGCUGAGCUCAGCCUCGGACACCUCAAUGACUUCCACAUUAAGAAGUCCCUCCCAGGCUGCGUGGGGGCUGGGGACUUCGUGGAGCUCCUGGGUGGGAACGGAAUGGACACAUCUAAGAUGUUACCUGUAGCUGACCUCUGCUAUAACUUCAAUGGCCCUGCCCAGAUGAAGAUUAGCUGUGACAACACAGUGGUGAGGAUGGUGUCCAGUGGAAAGUUUGUCAACCGGGUCGCAUUCGAGUAUCGACUGCUGGACCGACAGGAGUUGCAGAGGAUCAAGGGAAACAGUCUGGAGGAUUUCUGCCUCACUGGCUGAGCUGUACUGCUUCUCUCCAGCUCCACCUCCUUGAGUAAACAUGCCACCUAGCUAAUGGGGACCACCCAUCACCAAUUGCCAAAUCUAGCAAGACUGAUUUCAGAAAAAAUCCUGAGGGUUGCCAUAUUGUUCUUUUAUGUACUCCAUUUUGAAUUUAAAAAGAUUUCUUAGUGCAUUUCUUUUUUUUUCAAUUUCUUUUAAAUGAAUUGUGGCUAGCGGUCAAGCUUAAUAAAUUGUCAUUUUGUGUUUGUGUGCAUUUCUGCUAUGGGUUUGAUUCUAUAUUUAUGUUGUCAAAGUUGUGUGAAUAUAUAAAGGCAGUGAGAACAGUGCAGGAGGCUUCAAUCCACAUUCUUAAAGUAGGAAGUGUGGUAAAAAACAAGAAUGUUUCUCUCUAUUUAUUUUGUUGGAAAUGUGUGUAGUUAUUGGACUGUGACUGGAAGCUAGUGUUCAAUAAGGCAUUUCAAGUACAUUUGUUGUUCAUUGUUGUUAUCUAUAUUUAUUUGUAUCAAAAUAUUUUUUUGUAAUAAAACUGAACUGCAUGAGAAAGCA